This is a messenger RNA of Diaporthe amygdali, 1269 nucleotides long. Its product is annotated as methyltransferase domain-containing protein. The transcript has a single exon. NCBI's taxonomy places the organism in Eukaryota, Fungi, Ascomycota, Sordariomycetes, Diaporthales, Diaporthaceae. The record is from RefSeq and is a predicted model, not a curated record. The coding region runs from base 1 to 1269 and encodes 422 amino acids.
AUGAGGGCCCCCAUUACUCUGCUGCCUCCCACGAGCAGCCUGCCUCGGCUGCGCUGCUCGUCCCCAGACGACCUGACUCUAGACAAGAUCGAUCGCGCGUUACAUGACCUCCGCAACAUCUACUGCCCCCUUCCUCGAGCUGCUGCCUUCAGCAAGCCGUCCCUGCCACCCAGCCAAGACGACUCCCUCCUUGUGCCCCGGGCCACGACAGCCAACGCGAGCAGCGGUGCAUCGACACCCCAGCCUGUCGACUCCGGAUACGCAUCGGGCGACGAACAAGAAGCCGACCCUUGUGAUACCAUAACGGAUCAAGACCACGUUGCCGAACUCCGCCAGGACCCCUACGAGCGACAGUUCGCCGUCCGCUGGCUGACGACCCUGAUCUCGCGCGCGGACGAGCUGCUGCCCGAUGCCGACGAAGAUGCACAGCAGCGACUUGUUGAUGAUGCCUCAUACAUAUUGGCCUCGUUCAGCACUGCGACGGACGCGGACGAGGACGAGGGGUCGGGCGCGAUCGAGAGGGAGUUCUGCUUCCCGCAGGACGGGCAGGCGGGCGACAAGAUUGAGGUGCGAUUGACCGACGGAACUCCGGCCACGGGGACGGAUCACACGGAUGUGGGCUUGCAGAGCUGGGGCGCGUCGAUUGUGGUGUCGGAUCUGAUGUGCUCUUACCCAGAGAGGUUCGAUCUGACUGUCGAAAAGCUGGGUCGCGCGCCGCGCAUCGUCGAGUUGGGCGCCGGGACGGGCUUGGUGGGCAUCACUAUGGCCAAGUUGCUUCCUCGACUUGGUGUGCCUUGCGCAAAGGUCAUCGCGACAGACUACCACCCCGCUGUGCUUGAAAAUUUGCAAAGUAAUAUUGUCGCAAACUUCACCGAGCGAGACAAUGCCGCUGUUGAGACCUGUCUGCUCGAUUGGUCGAAUCCCUGCCUCGACCCGCCUCUUGACAUUGCAGCAGAGAUGCUCAUUGCGACAGAUGUGGUCUAUGCCCCAGAGCAUGCAGCCUGGCUGCGCGACUGCGCCGCUAAGUUGCUUGCCCGCGACGGUGUUUUCUGGCUCAUUGCAUCGGUUAGGCCUAAUGGCCGGUUUGAGGGCGUCACCGAUACCGUCGAGACAUCCUUUGCGGAUGUCAAGGACUGUCCCAAGUCGGAAGAUGGGAAGAUGGUAUUGCGGAUUGUGGGCAAGGAGAGGCUGGAGAAGAGGAAGGGUGUCGGGCGAGCUGACGAGGUUGGAUACAAGGUGUUCCGAAUUGGCUGGGUGGAGAUGGAAUAG